Molecule: messenger RNA, 1461 nt
Organism: Rotaria socialis
Lineage: Eukaryota; Metazoa; Rotifera; Eurotatoria; Philodinida; Philodinidae
Source: the annotation of a GenBank genome assembly
AUGGGUUUACCUGGACCCAAGCCACGUUUUUUCUUUGGUAACUUGAUUGAGUUAUUUAGUCAUAGUCGCCAUUCAGCUGCGUGUUUAUCAGAUUGGACAAAAGAAUAUGGAAAAAUCUAUGGCUAUUUUAUUGGUCAUACACCUAUUAUCUGUAUUUCUGAUCCAGAUGUUCUUCAAGAAAUAUUUGUAACUAAAUUCAGUUCUUUCCAUUCAAGACGGCCGUUACCGCUUCAACAAGAAGAUCUUCGGCAUUUAUUAGCUUCGAAAGAUGAUGAAUGGAGAAGACAACGAUCAAUAAUACAACCAACAUUUGGUCCAAAUAAAUUAAAAGAAAUGCGAGCUACAAUCGAAAAAUGUAUUAAUGAAUUAAUGAACAAAUUAGAUAAUCAAACCGUCGAUAUUGAAUUUGAUAUAUCACAUUUGCUAAAACGUACAUCAAUGAAUAUUAUUUUAAAUUGUGCAUUUGGUAUUAAUCCCGAUAAAAAUAAAAAAUUAGCCGAAUCAUAUUUUCGACGAUGUAUACAAGUAUUUGAAUUUAGUAUAUUUCAAAAUACGUUAACAAUAUGUUCAAUGCUGGUACCAGAACUCAAUUUUAUAUGGGUUACAUAUUUUAAAUAUGUCAAUAUAUUUCGUUUAUGGUUAUGCAAUCGCAUACCAUUGAUGAACCGUUUUAUUGAUACAGAUCCAAAUACAUGGCUCUUAUAUCAUGUUGAAAAGGUCAUUAAACAACGUUGUCUACAUGGUAUUGAAAAAAUCGAUUUAUUGCAAUCAAUGAUUGAUGCGACAGAUGUUUUUCAAAAGAUGUCUUCGCCGUCAACAUUAUCAAAAUAUCGUCUAAAUUUAGAUGAACUAUUAAAUAAUAUCUAUCUGUUUAUGAUUGGAGGAUACGAAACUACAGCAACAGCUUUGGAGUAUCUUAUGUAUGUACUAGCUACACAUCCCAAAGAACAGACACGUUUACAAAAUGAACUCGAUGAAGUUUACGAUGAUUAUGAACAAUUAGUAGCACUUGAAUAUCUCGAUUGUUUUAUACGUGAAACAUUACGAUUGUAUCCUAUUGCGCCAUUUAUUGUCAAUCGACAAUGCAACAAAGAGUGUCAAAUUGGUUCAGUCAAAAUUGCAAAAGGCACAAAUCUUACAGUUGAUAUGUUUAGUAUUCAUUAUGAUGAGAAACUAUAUGGUCCAGUAAGUCCAUUUCAGUUUUAUCCUGAGCGUUUUCUUGAAAAACGUCAUCCAUUAGCUUGGCUACCAUUUGGUGCUGGACCUCGAAAUUGUGUUGGAAUGCGUUUUGCCAUGUUAGAAAUCAAAUUAGCAUUAGCAAAAAUUCUUCAUCGCUAUACGAUUUUAUCCGGUGAACAUACAGUAAGUCAAUUUGUGGAACAGGAACGGUUUGUUAUUGAACCAAAAAAUGGCAUUUGGAUUCGUUUACAGCUGCGAGAAAGCGAGACUACGGUCAAGUAA